AUGCGAAAGGAAAAGAAAAUUGCUAUAGCUAUAGUACUAUUAUGUAUUAUUUUACUUCCCGUUGGGGGAUUCUUUGCGUGGAAAUUUAUUAACCACACGAAUUUAAGAUACGUCGCACCGAAAGGAACACUUCCUUAUUUUGGUGAACAAUUGGCAAAGAAAUAUUUCCCUGGGGAAUUAGCUGGAGAUCCAUUGUAUUUAUUGGCAACAUCUCAUAAUACAUCUAAAAGUAUUCUAAAGGAUCCAAAAUUUGAGGCUUUUAGUUAUUAUCUACGGGAUCAAGUAAAGAAUGAAAGUAGUUCAAUUUUUAAUUCGGUCCAUGAUAUAGUUGGUUUCUUUCUUGUACGAGAUGUUGGUAAUGUACGUGAUACCUUUAUUGGUGGUAAACAUAAUGAGUCAAGUAUGUUACGAUUUGGAAUAGAACACAGUGGGAAAGGUAUGACUGUUAUUGACGCUAUAAAAUCUUUAGUGGAUCAAUGGUGUGAGGAACAUAAUGUACAUUUCACUCGUGAAUAUACAAAUAUCGCAUUAUUAUCUCAAGAUGCAAGUGUUGGUAUUGUAGAAGACUUGGAACGUGUGGAUGUUAUUUCUCUUCCUUUAGCAUUUCUUGUAUUAGUGUAUUGUGUGGGUUCUGUUCGAUUAUUGUUAAUACCAGCUCUUACACUUCCCUCUACAGUGGCUCUUGCGUUUAGCAUUAUGUAUCCCAUUUCCUUUGCGGUGGAAGUUUCUUCCUUUGCCCCAGAGUUGGCAUUAGGAGUUGUGGCUGCCGUAUCUGUGGAUUAUUCUCUUUUUAUUUUAACACGAUUUUGUGAACAAGUGUUGCAACAAGAACUUCUUCUUGGUUGUAGUGAAGAGACAGAGUGGGUAGUGGUAAAAAAUACGGCAGUGUUAUCUGCACAUAAUAUUCUUGUCUCUGGUCUUACAAUUGCAGUGGCUGUUGGGAGUUUAUCAUUUUUACCAAUUGAUUUUCUCUCUACAAUUGGUAUUACAAUGUCUAUUGGAGUGGUGUGCGCUGUCUUUCUGAGUCUUACUAUUCAACCAGCACUCUUAUUAACCUUUUAUGAUUUUUUUGCACAUCCACCAACAUGGACGGAGUGGUGGGAAAAAAUCUCUCAUUGUGUUUACUCUUUAUUUUCUUCUUCUUGUUGCUCUUGCUUCCCAUGCUGUCGUCAUCAACGUCGUCCAGUAAAAGAACAACAACAACAACAACGAGGAAGAGGAAGAGGAGGAGGAGGAGGAUCAUCACAUGAAGUGACAGUGAGUGAAGAAGAAAAUGAAACACACAUUCAAUAUCAUUCAUCUGAAACGCCUAAAAAUUAUACCCCUUCCGCAUCUCCUUUGGUAGAUCAUUUACCUAUUGAUCAUGAAAUAACACAAGCGGAUCUUGAAGUUGCAGAGUAUAAGCGUCAAAUAUCAUCUCCGUGGUUUCGUAUUGGUCAAUUUUCUAUUCACCAUCCAUAUAUAGCAAUUCUUUCGGUUCUUUUGUUUGGAGCUCCAUUCUUUUACUUUGUAACGGAAUUACGAGUAGACUUUAAUGUAUUCAGUGAAGUUCCACAUAAAAGUCCACAUUCUAAAGUUUUAGAACAAAUUGUAAGUAUUAUUGGUGGAGGAUCAGCCAUUCCAUUUUAUAUUAUCUUUUCCGUACGUGGAACAUAUGAUGUUUCAUUUUGGAAUACAGAUGAGAUGACAAAUUUGAUGCGUUCUGUUAUUGAAGCUAUUGUUAGACGUACUGGACAAACAUAUUCGUCUAUUACAGCACCUAAUAUGAUUGAAAACCCUAUUGAUAAAAGAGUUAUGUGGUUAGGUGCAGAUGAAUCACAAGGACUUUAUAUACUUAAUGAAGACUACCAAUAUCUUGUAAAUCGAACAGUUUAUUUGGAAGAUAAAAAAACGGCUUAUAUUAUACUUUCACCUCCAGUUGAUCCUUUUGGAUCUGGGGCAAAUAAAUAUCUUAAUACAUUGCGUGAUAUUAUUCAUGAACACGCUGCAGAAAAUGUAUUUUUUGAUUAUGGUAUUACUGGAGCAAGUAGUGCCUCUUGGUGUAUAAUGAGUAAAUCUGUAGAUUUCUUUCCGCUUCAAAUCGGUUUGAUAUUGGGUGGUAUUUUCUUAUUUAUAUUAUUUGUUUUUCGUACUGCGAUAUUACCAAUUCGUAUGAUAUUUACAGUUGUGUAUACCAUUGCUGUUUCCCUUGGUGUAGGAGUUAUUGUAUUCCAAUAUAAAUGGUUACAUCCAGUUUGGAAAGCAUUAGAGAAUGUUGAAAAUUAUGAUUUUUUAAUACCUAUUUUCUCUUUUAUGCUACUUGCUGCAUUGGCAUUGGACUAUGAUGUAUUUCUGAUGACUCGAGUCAUUGAGUUCAAAACAUUGGGUUACACCAAUGAAGCUGCCAUUGCAAAGGCGGUAUGGAAAACAGGACCCAUCAUAUCUUUUGCAGGACUUAUUAUGUUUGUAACGAUUGGAUCCAUGGUGUUUUCCUCUGUUAUCAUGCUCUCACAGUUCGCCGUGGUCUGCAGUGCCGCCGUGCUGUUGGACACUUUUGUGGUUCGGCCCUUCUUUGUGCCCGCGCUGUUGUCUGUUGUGCCCGCCUCGUGGUUGUGGUGGCCGCGUAAAUUCCCGGAACUCAACCGCGGAGUGGAGGACAUGCGGUUUGAUCCCAAUAUCGUUCGACAAGAAGAACAAAAACGAGAAGAAGAAGAAGAAGGGAGAGAGAAAGAAGAAGAAGAAGCAUCAUCACAACAACAACAAGAAGAAGAAGAAAAACAAGAGGAAGAGGGGGAGGAGAGAAAAAAGCAACAGCAGAAGAAGAGGAAGAAUGAUUUGGAAGCUGUAUGA
Messenger RNA from Trypanosoma theileri, 2829 nucleotides. RefSeq lists its product as uncharacterized. Gene Ontology annotation, molecular function: transmembrane transporter activity. The record is from RefSeq and is a predicted model, not a curated record. Gene Ontology annotation, biological process: transmembrane transport. Lineage: Eukaryota; Euglenozoa; Kinetoplastea; Trypanosomatida; Trypanosomatidae. The coding region runs from base 1 to 2829 and encodes 942 amino acids. The transcript has a single exon. Gene Ontology annotation, cellular component: membrane.